AUGGCCGUUACCUCUGUGAAUAUGGUAGUUUUUAAGCCAGCUUCGACGUGGGUAUUGACAAGAAGACAAGUAUCAGGAAGAAUAUAUGUAGGCUCUUAUGAAGCUGGAAUACGUGUAAUUGGAAGGCGAAUUGGUCAUGCAAACAAUGUGCAAAUUAUCAAAUUUAAAGAAAUUUUUGACGAAGGUGAUCCAUACGAAAGGCAAUCAUAUAUCAACCUUCUUAGAAGAGAAGCAAAGACCAGUAAUUUUAUUACCGGCUAUCUGGGCUAUUUACAAGGUCGGCCAUUAGACAAAUUCGCUUGA
Funneliformis caledonium is the source of this 303-nucleotide messenger RNA. Lineage: Eukaryota; Fungi; Glomeromycota; Glomeromycetes; Glomerales; Glomeraceae. The record is from the annotation of a GenBank genome assembly.